Dunckerocampus dactyliophorus (ringed pipefish) is the source of this 1791-nucleotide messenger RNA. It is a transcript of the gene paqr4a, whose product is annotated as progestin and adipoQ receptor family member IVa. The record is from RefSeq and is a predicted model, not a curated record. Bases 720 to 1646 code for a protein of 308 amino acids. NCBI's taxonomy places the organism in Eukaryota, Metazoa, Chordata, Actinopteri, Syngnathiformes, Syngnathidae. Gene Ontology annotation, molecular function: signaling receptor activity. The transcript has 3 exons. Gene Ontology annotation, cellular component: membrane.
CGUUCGAGGCCGGUACCGCUUGUCUUUUUUGUUGAGGCGUUGCAGAGGAUCCAAGGCCGUCCUGAGGAGACCGCAGCUCUUAUUCAGACAUAGAAGAGAGUUGAUUUAACGACAAUGGUGAACGUACAUUCAUGUUUGGUGGAGAGAACCGUGAGCUGGUCGGCCCACGCUGAACCGUCCCCGGCGUCAGGACGGCGGUAGCUCGGCUUUGCUAGCCCCGCAGUGUCGCUCAAAUCUCAGCUUGAGAAUCCCCCACGUUGCCCGGUCAGCCUCGGAAGAGCACUAGGGAAGCUGAGACGAGCACAUCCGGGAUGCUGAAGCUGUGACCGUAACGGUCCCUCCUCCAGGACCGCACCGGUGCCGGGAUCGAGGCAGCAGCAUCCUCAGGAGCUGCAUGGACACGCACAGGCAGCAUCCGUGGCCGUGACGCGCCGCCUCCCCGGGAUGCUAGCGAGGAGGAAGAGUCUCUGACAUGAAGACGAGGCUGGCGUGUCCUCUGGGUGCUGCGCUGACAUUGUCCCCAUGCCACAGACGCUGACUCGACCGUGCCGACAUCGUCAUGUACGCGGCUGGAAGUGUGGAGCUCCAGCCCGGUGGAUGACACUCAGCCAGGUACCGGCGGGCCGGCGCGGGGCCAACUUCCCCGGGUAGUGACCGCACACUUGGAUGUGAGUUUACUAGCAGCUAGGCGGCUAACAGGACCAGAUCCACCGAACCCAAUGUUGUCCCACAAGAUUCUAGUGGCCAUCCUCUUGUUAAACGUCUACGUAGGCGUGCAGUCCGUCUACUAUUUGUUCGGCGGCGUCCUCUUAUCUGUGGUGUUCGCCAUGGCAUUUUUAAAUGGACCGCGGCUGCUGGACUGGGCCAGUUCACCCCCGCAUCUUCAGUUCAACAAGUAUGUUCUGACUGGGUACCGACCCGUCUCCUCCGUGCAGGACUGCAUCAGAAGCCUCUUCUACCUGCACAACGAACUUGGAAACAUCUACACCCACGGCAUCCCUUUGCUUUGCUUCCUGGUGCUGCUGCCGCUCAACAUCCCCUGGUCCCAGAUCAGCGUGACGUGGCUGGGCGUGGUGCACUUCCUGGCCUGCCUGUCACCCCAGCUGGGCUCGGUGCUCUACCACCUCUUCAUGAACCACGAGGGGGGCGAGCCCGUCUACCACACCCUCCUCAAACUGGACGUGUGCGGGAUUUGCAUGAUCAACACGCUGGGGGCGCUGCCGAUCCUCUACAGCACGCUGCUGUGUUACCCGCUGAUCCGCACGGUGGCGCUGGCCGUCUACAUCCUGCUCUCCAGCCACGCCAUCUACUGCGCCGUCACGGCCCGCAGCAGCGUGCGCCGCCUGCGCUCCUUCGCCUGGCAGGCGCUCUUCCGCUUCUCCUUCUUCCUGAUGCGCUGGGUGGGCGUGGGCGGCGGCAGCCCCACCUCGCUGCGCCACUUCCUCACCAUGGACGCGCUGGCCGUGCUGGGCGGAGUCAUCAACAUCGCCCGCAUCCCCGAGCGCUUUCGCCCGGGCCUCUUUGACUACUGGUGCAACAGCCACCAGAUCAUGCACGUGCUGGUGGUGGGCUCCAUCCUCUACCUGCACUGGGGGGUGCUGGACGACCUGCUGUGGAUCAACAGCUACAACUGUCCCUCGGACUGACCCCCGCCCACCCCCCGGCAGCAGAGAGGGGUGAGCUAGCAUGCAAUUCAGGAUGUUCACGCCUCUGUAUGUGGAUGUUCUCACAUGUAACAAGUAGACACUGUAAAGUUUUACUGCUGAGCUUCCUUAGGAAGUUCCUGUUAGA